This is a messenger RNA of Trichomonas vaginalis G3, 2772 nucleotides long. RefSeq names its product metallopeptidase protein. Bases 1 to 2772 code for a protein of 923 amino acids. The record is from RefSeq and is a predicted model, not a curated record. The transcript has a single exon. Gene Ontology annotation, biological process: protein processing. NCBI's taxonomy places the organism in Eukaryota, Parabasalia, Trichomonadida, Trichomonadidae. Gene Ontology annotation, molecular function: metal ion binding.
AUGAAUUCUUUUGAUUUUGAACUUACUCGAAAAGAAGUUAUUUCUGAUUUCAAUUGCACUGGGAACAUUUAUGAAUAUCGAAAAUUCCAUACCAAGCUUAUUUUCAUAAGAAAUGAAAAAGAUUUUAACUUGUUUUCAGCAAAUUUCCUAACACUACUUGACAACAACAUUGGAAUUGCGCAUAUGACCGAACAUCUUACACUUUCAGGUUCAGAAAGAUAUCCUAUCCCAAAUUUAUUUUUUGAAUUACAAAAGAAAAGCAUAUCCAAAAACAUGGGCGCCGAGACAAACAGAGAAUUCACAUCGUAUUACUUUUGCUCACCAAUAGAACAAGACUUUAUGAACAUUUUAGAUGUUUAUCUCGAUUGUCUUUUUCAUCCUUUGUUAUCAAAAUUUGACUACAUGAGAGAGUGUCAUUGUUUUAAGUUCGAAGAUAAUGACAAAGAGAAAGAGCUCAAGCACACAGGAGUGAUAUAUAACGAGCAAUUAGGAAAAGAUAAUUUGAACAUUUUAAAAUAUUUGUAUCCAGAUUCAAAUUCAUUUUUUAAUCCUGGUGGAGAAACACAAGAAAUUCCAAAAGCAAGAUUAGAACAAAUCAGAGAAUAUCACGCUAAAUAUUACCAUCCAUCAAAUGCUUACUUCAUAGUUGUUGGAAAUAUCGACAUCAAUAAAGUUUUGGAAAAAAUUUCUCAUUCAAUCCAGAAAUUUGAAAAAAUUGACAAAAUUUUUGAUCAAAAACGUUUUAUUUCAAAAGAUUUCGAAAAAAGGAAAAGAAUAACAGUUGAUGUACAAAGAAAUAGUAAGAAUUACACAUUCAGUUUAAUGUUUCGCGGCCCUUUUGUUUCUGAUUUAAAUGCCACAGAAGAUGUGAAUGAUGUUUUGUCACUUUUGUAUCCAAAUUUACAAAAAUCUCUAUCAGAAAUAGGAGCUCAAUGCUCAGUUUAUCUAAAUGAUGAUAGUUAUCAAACAACAAUAUUUAUAAAUGUAAAAGUUCAUGAUAAAAGAAAUAAAGAAGCAGCUGAAAAGAUGAUAUAUGAUGAAUUUGAAAAGUUCUAUCAAAAUGGGUUUGACAAAAAUUAUUUUGAAAGAUUGUUAGAAAAAUUAAGAAGUUUUGACAAAACUAUUAAGAGAGACACUAUUGAAGAAAUUAUAUUACCUUGGAUUCAUGGUGCUGAUCCAUUUGAUUUUUUCAAAAUUACUGAAUUUAUCGAAAAAAGUAAAGCAAAAAUGAUGCAAGAAAAAUACUAUGGAAACAUUGUUAAAAAAUAUUUAAUUGAUAACAAAAACGUUGUUUAUCUUGAGUACAAUAUUGUUGACGAUCUUAAUGAAAAAGAAAAUGAAUUAAUUAAAACAGAACUCAAAAAUAUGAAAAGCAAAAUGACAGAUGAUAUGAAAAACAAAAUUGUUGAAGAUGGAAUAUUUUAUGAGAAUGAAUUAAAGAAAGAAAAGCAUUUGGAACUAUUACCAUCUCUUUCUGCAGUUGAAUUUUCUAGUGAUAUUAACUUUGUUUCUCCUUCUUAUCAAGCAGAAUCAAUUAAGAUAUUUUCAAAUGAAACAAAUGGUAAAACAAUAGUACAGAUUUUGUUGCAAAUACCCGAUGAUAUGGAGAAUCUUCAUUAUUUAACUUUUAUUCCUUCCAUUUUCCAGUUUUUAGAAUGCGGAAAUCUUAAACCAGGUGAACAAGAGAAGUUAAUUAAAAACAGAUUAGAAGGAUUACAAAUCAACAAUGACUUCCUUUAUGAUUUCAAAGAUAACAAAUAUCAUCAUUAUUUAACUUUUUGUUCAAAGUUUUUGUAUCAAAACUCAUCAGAUUUUGUUAAUUUAUUGGAUAGUAUGAUCAACCAAAUUCAUUAUGAGAGAACAGAAGAAAUUGAAGGAUUUUAUGAAAUGAUGAAAGAAAACUUGGAAAGGAUAGGACAUAAUUUAGAAAGAACUAAUGCAAAGAAUGAUGUUUUAUCAAAAAUUGAUGAAGAUUAUCAAUUAUUCUUCAAAGGAAGUUUCUCGAAAUAUAGUUUAUCUAAGUUGAAAGAAUUGUUUAAUGGAGAUAUUUCAAAGUUUUUAGCUGAAUUUCAAACUGUUUUUCAUCAAUUUAUCUCGAAUUCUAAGUUAAGAAUUCUUAUUAGUUGUGAAGAAAUGUUUGUUGAACAAUCAAUAUCGAUUUCCAAUCAUAUAAUUGAAGUCUUCAAGAAAAUGCCAAAAACUGAAUAUAAGGUCACUAAAAAUUCAACAAAAAUUGAUAUGAAGGAAUAUGAUUUUAUUUCAAAAACGAAUGAAAGAACUAGUAACACUUAUUUAUUUAUUACACUUCCAAAUAGAGACGUAAUCACAAACUUAAAAUCAAAGAUUUUAGUUUUAAUUGCAGAAGGUGAAUGCAUCUUCGAAAGUGUUAGAGCAAAAUAUGGAUGUUAUACAACAGGAAUUCUCAAGACAAAUUAUCCAGUUUUAUGUUUCAUUACUAUGAAAGGAAUGAAUCCUUUCCAAGAGAUCCAAGAAAUGAAAAAUAUCCUUUCAAAAUCCAAGCUUUUUAUUACAGAAGAUUCCUUAAACAAUGCAAAGAUAAACAUUCUUCUUGAUAUGAAAUCAAAAGAACAAAAAUCUGCAUUAACAGGUUUAAGUAAUGCAGUAGAAAAUAUUGACGAAGAAUCGUUUAAAGAGAUUAUUAACAUUUAUAGUCAUAUAACUCUCAAAGAAAUGAUUGAUUUUUGUAAUAUCUUGAACCAACAACAAUUUUAUUCCUUAGUCGAAACAAAUGAUACCAAUCUUGUUAUCUAA